Messenger RNA from Harmonia axyridis, 1784 nucleotides. Its product is annotated as 4-coumarate--CoA ligase 1-like. Lineage: Eukaryota; Metazoa; Arthropoda; Insecta; Coleoptera; Coccinellidae. Gene Ontology annotation, molecular function: long-chain fatty acid-CoA ligase activity. Bases 93 to 1706 code for a protein of 537 amino acids. The record is from RefSeq and is a predicted model, not a curated record. The transcript is spliced from 5 exons. Gene Ontology annotation, biological process: long-chain fatty acid metabolic process; fatty-acyl-CoA biosynthetic process.
UGUUGAUUCGUUAGGAAUAAGUUAUACGUAAACUAUUGAUUCCAUCGAGAAGUUUGUUGAUUGUAACAAUAUUUUGUUAGGAGAGCACGAAGAUGAACACUAAUCCAUGCAUUAUCAAAUCGGAGGAAUUAUGUAGCACUGAUGAAUUUCCUGGAAUAGGUUAUGAAAUCUACAAUCAAAUGAAGAAGAACAGGACUAAAAUUGCACAGUAUGAUUUGGAAACGAAAGUAGAGCAAAGCUAUGAAACGCUACUAGAAAAGUCAAUAAAAACUGCUACUUCUUUGAAGGCAUUAAAGUUGGAAAAGGAUCCUACAAUAGCAAUUUUUUCCACGAAUCAUAUGGAUGUUUGUGUACCCAUAAUAGGAUCUUAUUUCCUAGGCUACAAAGUAAACGCCUAUGACUGUUUCUUGAAGGAAUCAGAUCUCACCUUACUGUUGCAAAAAAUUCCACCGUCAAUUAUGUUCAUCGAAGAACAGUUUGUGGAUAAAAUAGAGGUUGCAAUGCAGCUAAGCAGAGUGAACUUCAAAUUGGUAGUUUUUGGAAAAAGCGAUAAAUACACAAUGUUCAAUGAUUUUUGUCAAGGAAAUUCAGAAAACGACUCUUUUGAAGUGGUGAGGCUUGAAUCUGGACAGAAAACUGCAGUUAUCAUGUUCAGCAGUGGUACAACAGGACUUCCUAAAGGAAUUUGUCUGUCCCAUAAUGCGUUAUUGAAACAGGCAUUCACUUUGGUUGCUGUCCAAAAUUUGUCUACGACCAGCGUGUUCCUACACUUCUCUUCUUAUAACUGGAUCACAGCACCUUUAAUUUUGUUUGCAACUCUUCUAGUUGGGGCAUCACGUGUUUUAGCUCUGGAAUCCUCAGCUUGGACUGCCAUCCAUGAAUGCAAGGUCACACACGUAUAUUGUCCACCCCAUCUUACGGCUCUUUUACUCAACCAAAUAAAGCCUGACCCAGAGAAAAAUAAGAGCGUGAUAAGUUACAUGUCAGCAGGUAGUAGACUCAGUAAUGACUUAUUUGAGGAAUUGGUCCGUUUAUUUCCUGAAGCUCUGGUCAGUCAAAGUUAUGGACAAACUGAAGCUAGUGGGUGGAUAUCAAUAUUUCAACUUACCAAGCAGGAGGACUGUUCAUUAGCUAGGAAAAAGCCUGACUCAGUUGGAAAAAUCUGGCCUGGAUUUUCAUGUAAAAUAGUCGAUAUAGCAACUGAGGAAAUUCUUGGCCCUAACAAAACCGGAGAAAUCAGACUAAAUAGUAAUUCUCUUUUCAUGAACGGAUAUUACAAAAGCGACGAGUCCGACGCUUACGAUACGACUGGAUGGCUCAAAACUGGCGAUCUUGGCUACUACGAUGGAGACGAAUGCCUUUACGUUUUGGACAGAUGCAAGGAGAUGUUAAAAUACCGAGGAUUCCAUAUCCGUCCUCAGAAGUUGGAGAUGAUUUUAGAGUCACAUCCGGCAGUAGAAAAGGCGGUGGUGAUUGGUGUUACUCACCAGAUAGAGGGUGAUCAUCCGAAGGGGAUUGUGAUUUUGAAAAGUGGAAAAGGACGUGAUAUAUCGCCCGAGGAUUUGAGGUCUUUUGUAGACGAUCAAGUGGAAGAAAGGAUGAAACUAAGGGCUGGAGUGCAAAUAGUUGAAUCAAUUCCAUUGACCUCAACGGGAAAGCCGAAGAGAAGAGAAUUGAAACAAAUGGUAGAGAGUGGACUACUCUGAUAAUAGAAAUGAAAAAUCAAGAGAGGGUCAUAAUUUUAAUUCGACUAUAUUUUUAGGUGAAUUAUAGUAUCAAUAUCA